This is a messenger RNA of Phytophthora sojae, 1368 nucleotides long. RefSeq lists its product as hypothetical. The coding region runs from base 1 to 1368 and encodes 455 amino acids. The transcript is spliced from 2 exons. Gene Ontology annotation, molecular function: GTP binding; structural constituent of cytoskeleton. Lineage: Eukaryota; Oomycota; Peronosporomycetes; Peronosporales; Peronosporaceae. Gene Ontology annotation, cellular component: gamma-tubulin complex; centrosome; nucleus. Gene Ontology annotation, biological process: cytoplasmic microtubule organization; microtubule nucleation; meiotic spindle organization. The record is from RefSeq and is a predicted model, not a curated record.
AUGCCGCGCGAGAUCAUCACGCUGCAGGCGGGCCAGUGCGGCAACCAGAUCGGCAUGGAGUUCUGGAAGCAGCUGUGCGCGGAGCACGGCAUCUCGGCGGACGGCAUCGUGCAGGACUUCGCCACGUCGGGCCACGACCGCAAGGACGUCUUCUUCUACCAGGCGGACGACGAGCACUACAUCCCGCGCGCGCUGCUCAUGGACCUGGAGCCGCGCGUCAUCAACAGCAUCAGCACCUCCACCUUCAGGAACUUAUACAACCCGGAGAACUUCUUCGUGUCCAAGGAAGGAGGCGGCGCCGGCAACAACUGGGCGUCCGGGUACCACCAGGGCGAGAGCCACCACGACCAGCUCAUGGAGAUGAUCGACCGCGAGGCCGACGGCUCCGACAGCCUCGAGGGCUUCGUGCUGUGCCACUCCAUUGCCGGCGGCACGGGCUCGGGCAUGGGCUCGUACCUGCUCGAGAACCUCAACGACCACUUCCCCAAGAAGCUCAUCCAGACGUACUCGGUCUUCCCCAACCAGUCGGACUUCCAGAGCGACGUGGUGGUGCAGCCCUACAACUCGCUGCUGACGAUGAAGCGACUCGUGCUCAACGCCGACUCGGUCGUGGUGCUGGACAACACGGCGCUGAACCGGAUUGCCGUCGAGCGCCUGCGUGUCGAGAACCCCACGGUCUCGCAGUUGAAUUCUCUAGUGUCUACAGUCAUGGCGGCUAGCACCACGACGCUGAGGUACCCUGGAUACAUGAACAACGACCUGAUCGGCCUCGUGGCGUCCCUGAUUCCGACCCCGCGCUGCCACUUCUUGAUGACGGGCUACACGCCGCUGACCAUCGACGCGCAGGUGUCGGCGGUGCGCAAGACCACGGUGCUGGACGUCAUGCGGCGUCUGCUGCAGCCCAAGAACAUCAUGGUCAGCACGUCCACCAAGACGGGCUGCUACAUCUCGAUCCUCAACAUCAUCCAAGGCGACGUGGACCCGACCCAAGUGCACAAGUCGCUGCAGCGCAUCCGCGAGCGCAAGCUCGCGCGCUUCAUCCCGUGGGGACCCGCGUCCAUCCAAGUGGCGCUCUCGCGCAAGUCGCCGUACGUCGAGACGGCGCACAAGGUGAACGGGUUGAUGCUGGCCAACCACACGAGCAUCGGCGCGCUGUUCCACAAGCUGCUGCUGCAGUACGACCGGCUCAAGAAGCACGGCGCCUUCAUCGAGAACUACCGCAAAGAACCCAUGUUCGCCGAGAACCUGGACGAGUUCGACAGCGCGCGCGAGGUGGUGCAGAACCUCGUGGACGAGUACAAGGCCAGCGAGCGCGCCGACUAUGCCACCGCCGCCAGCGCCAUGGACGACAUCCGCAUGUCCCACUAG